AAGAGAAUGAUGGCCGUCGAAGAAACUCGAGGGGGCGGCGUGGGAUUGGGAUCGAAGUCUUUGGUGGUUUUAUUGCUAACCUUAAACAUACGUUUAAGGGAAAGGGGAUUUUGCUUCGUGACAGACGAGUCACGGACAUGGAAAAACGUGCUUGUCGUUGAAGAUCGAAGAUCGCGACCUUUGUUUGUUUUCAAGCUCUCUUUGCCGAGACGCAAGCAACAGCCCAAGGGAAAGCUCUUCUUCUUGCUGCCGUAUCAGCAUCCGCUCCGAGUACAAUCUCUCUAGCAUUGCCAAUUCAACUCAAUCAAGACACCACCAUGAAGCUCUCCACCAUCAUUGCUCUUUUGGCUUCUGCCAGCUCUGCCGCUGCCUUUGCCCCUUCCAAGAGCGCCUCUACCAGUUCUUCUCUUGAUCUCACCAAGGCCGAAAUCUUGAGUGAGCCCAACACAAUUGAAUUCGGAAAGGUCUGGGACCCUCUUGGUUUGUCCGAAAUGGGAUCUGAUACUACCCUUGCUUGGUUCAGGCACUCUGAGGUCAAGCAUGGCCGUGUCGCCAUGGCUGCUUUCGUCGGUUGGUGGGCCGUUGGUGCCGGACUUCGUUUCCCCGGAGAGCUGGCCUACGGACUUGACUUUGCUUCCGUCCCCUCCAAGGGACUUGAUGCUUGGGAAGCUGUCCCAGGAUGGGGAAAGGCACAAAUGCUCAUCUUUGCUGGUUUGAUCGAGUUCCAUGAUGAGCUCUGGUACAGCCAGAAGAGCACUCACUACAUGAAGGGAGGUGUCCCAGGAAAGUGCAUGUGCCCUGGAGUCUUUGAUCCUUUCAACUUGAGCUCCAAGAAGGGAGAAGCAGCUCUUGCCAAGGGACGCAGCGCCGAAAUCAAGAACGGACGUCUUGCCAUGAUUGGCGUUGCCGGUAUGUGGGCUGCUGCCACCCUUCCAGGCUCUGUUCCUCUGCAGCCCGAUUGCUAAAUGGCUUGGCGGCUAGCUAGCUGUACGGCAUCGCAUUAGAAAUAAAUGCGAUGCUGUACGGAAUGCCGUUUGUGGGGUUGUACCUGAUGGCUACCUCAAUUGUUGGUAGUAGAGAAUGGAACAGCAACGCCUCCUUUUUAUACUGUAAUGACUAUAGAUUUCUCCAGCAGUAGAUAAUAUCGGUCCUGGGUAGACGUGUAAUAGUAUGGAGCUACAAUGGACCUUCACGGCGAGGCACUUGAAGGAAAGCAUCCAUAGAUCCCCAAUUUAUCACGUGUUGUGCAUUGACCACAGGCAACAGCCGUGGUCGAAAGCACAAGUCUGAGGGCAGGGAACUGUCCGUGAUCUAUGGUAUCGUGGCCAGGGAUACAUCGAGGCACACUGUUUCAAAAGGAGAUAUGCAGAGAUGCAAUUCAGCCAGUGGGACAGCAAGUAACCUCCACGCCCUUCUUGGGUGAUGAGUCACAUUCUUGCUGGACAGGUCGAGGUGAGGUCCUACAAGCUAGACUAUGGUAAC
Molecule: messenger RNA, 1482 nt
Organism: Seminavis robusta
Lineage: Eukaryota; Bacillariophyta; Bacillariophyceae; Naviculales; Naviculaceae
Source: the annotation of a GenBank genome assembly